Molecule: messenger RNA, 2883 nt
Organism: Myotis brandtii (Brandt's bat)
Lineage: Eukaryota; Metazoa; Chordata; Mammalia; Chiroptera; Vespertilionidae
Gene: IFIT3
Product: interferon-induced protein with tetratricopeptide repeats 3
Exons: 2
Coding region: 1092-2354 (420 amino acids)
Biological process (GO): defense response to virus
Cellular component (GO): cytosol
Molecular function (GO): protein binding
Source: RefSeq, a predicted model, not a curated record
AAUAACAAAUAUCUAAUGAAAAUUUGAAGGUGAAAAGAGCAGAGCAUUUCAUGUACUUAAAUUCACUCUCUCUGGGAUCUGGGCUGUCGGGGAGACUGCUUCAAUCAGACUGAAACCCAGCUUUCAUGGGUCCUGUGUGAUGGUGGAGAAGAUGAAGAGAAAAGACUAAAUCACACAGCAUGGUGGCAAACAUUCCCUGGGUUUUCAUUCUUUUCAUGGCUCCUUCUAACCUGACGGUGAGCUCCUAGGGGCAGAGACAGCCAGGAUAACCUUUAUUUUUCUUAGUAUUCCCCAAAGCUCACCAAGUGACACAAAAAGGAGCCCUGGAGAAGGUCAAUGGAUGGCUAAAUAAAACUCACUCCUCAGAAUGUGUGAGGACUGAGCCCUGAUUUAGUGACUGAGCAACACAAGAGAGAUCCCAGUUCCUCUCACCAUAGGUUUCUCGUCUCAUCACCUCACCCCGCCUCCUGCAUGUCUAUUCACAUGGUGGCAGGGAUAUGCUUUGUGGGUUUUUACACAGACCAUAGCUACAGAAAGGUGAGUCCAGGAAGCAAGAGGAAAGUACCUACUCUUCUGUCUGGGAACACUUAGGGGUGUGUAUAGUCAGAGUUCUCCAGAAAAACAGAACCCAUGAGAGACACAUAGAUAAGCUGCAGGUUGAUGUCAGGCCCAACCCCCAAAAGCUGGGAAGAGGAAGCAAGCAUUUGCUAACGGUUGUUCCAGGCUCUUCCAUGUUUUGCUGGCCAAGAAGUAAAGUAUUUUGAGCACCACAAUGGAGGAAAUUCAGUCAGGCAACUGCAGAACCCAGACUUCACUGAAGGAUUGUCUUUUUUCGGCUUGCACUUGAAGGUGAAUGGAGGACGGAGAACUCUUGGCUGUUCUACCAUCAGCUCUGCCUGGCACUGUGGUCAUCAACUUUGCUUAGACCAAAAGCAGGCAGUGAGGUCAACAAGAACUCUCUGGAGAAAAUCCUUCCACAGCUGAAAUGCCAUUUCACGUGGAAAUUACUUAAGGAAGAAAGUGUCUCCCAUGAUCUAGAAGAUAGAGUGUGUAACCAGAUUGAAUUUUUAAACACUGAGUUCAAAGCUACAAUGUACAACUUGUUGGCCUACAUAAAACACCUAGAUGGUCAGAACGAGGAGGCACUGGAAUGCUUGCGGCAAGCUGAAGAGUUAAUCCAGCAGCAGCACCCUGACCAAGCAGAAAUCCGAAGCCUGGUCACCUGGGGCAACUACGCCUGGGUCUACUAUCACAUGGACAGACUCUCAGAAGCUCAAGUCUACGUAGACAAGGUGAAACAAGUGUGUGAGAAGUUUUCAAAUCCUUACAGCAUUGAGUGUCCUGAGCUUGACUCUGAGGAAGGGUGGACCCUGCUACAGUGCGGAGCAAAGCAAAAUGAAAGGGUGAAGGCGUAUUUUGAGAAAGCUCUAGAAGAGAAACCCAACAACCCAGAAUUCUUCACGGGGCUGGCAAUCGCCAUGUACCGUCUGGAUGAUAAACCACCGAAGCAGUUCUGUGUCAGUGUUCUGAAGCAGGCCGUUGAGCUCAACCCCGACAAUCAGUACAUCAAAGUUCUCUUGGGCCUGAAAUUGCAAAAGAUAAAUAAAGAAGCUGAAGGGGUGCUGUUGAUAGAAGAGGCCUUGGAGAAAGCUCCUGGCCAAACAGAUGUCCUCCGCAGUGCAGCCAAAUUUUACCAAAGAAAAGGUGAUCUAGACAAAGCAAUUGAACUGUUUCAAAAGGUGUUGGAAUCCUUGCCCAACAAUGCCUACAUCUAUCGCCAGAUCGCAUGCUGCUAUCGGGCAAAAGAGAAACAAAUGCAGAGCACAGAGGACUCUGAAGCUGGUGGGAAUAGAGAGAAGAUGGAAGAACUACAGAAAUCCGCUAUGGACUAUUCGAAUAAAGCUAUUGAGAAGGGACUGAAUCCUCUGUAUGUAUAUUCUGAUCUCACUGAGCUGGAAUCAGAAGAAUGUUAUCAGACAGCUUUCAAUAAGGCGGAGAGAAAACAACUGCAUCAGGGCUAUUCCAACUUUCAGGAGCAAAAUGGGAAGUCUGAAGACACUCCUGUCCAGCAUCAUUUAAGCACAAAAUCUACUGCGAACGGAGCUGAAAGGCAGCUUCCACGGAAUUCUUGGUAUCUCCAAGGAUUAACUCACAAGCUGAAUGGAGAUCUGCUGCAAGCAGCUGAAUGUUUUGAGAAGGAACUGGGCCACCUCCUGAGGAACAGCCCUUCCGGCAUAAGCAGUUUUUUCCUGCCAGCAGAGGAGCUUGAAGAAGGCAGAGAGGAAGUGGGCCAGGGCGCAGGCAGCUCCACUCUCAGCAAGCUCUCUGAUCCCUCAGCUGACACAGAGGAGUGAAAGGAACAGAGAGGGGGAAGCCUGGAAUGGUGGUUGUGAGGGGGAGAAGGGUGGAAAGGCAGGAGUUCCCUAAUCUGAGCUUGAUGAGUGAGGUGGUCUUGUUUAUGGCUUCCCAGUACAUUGUUAGUUGUUUUCUAAUGUCUGUCUCCCUUGUUCCACACCAGCCACACUCAAUUGUCUUGUAACAUAUGACACCCAGGAACAGCGCUUCAGCCCUGGGAGAUGUGAUUAUCUCAGUUUGCACUCAGUUCACCAGAAAUCCCCCGUUUCUGCCCUGCUUGCCAAGGGUCAUAGCUGGUAGACUGCCUACCAACAGAAUCUCACCUCCUCACCCCAUUACUGUUUAACCUUCUGGGCUUCCUAGAAGACUAGCUUUUGACUAACCCUGCAAUAUACCUUCCAUGCUGUGCUUGACCUCAGCCAUGUAUAUAUAUAUAUGUAUUUUUGAUAGUGUUACUAUAGUAAAUACUAGUAUGUAUUGUUGCUAGUAAUGCUACAAUAAAUGUCAAAAUUUCUACUCAGGAUAGAA